Molecule: messenger RNA, 750 nt
Organism: Knipowitschia caucasica
Lineage: Eukaryota; Metazoa; Chordata; Actinopteri; Gobiiformes; Gobiidae
Source: the annotation of a GenBank genome assembly
AUGACCUGGUAUGGGAACUGUACAGUGGCGGAGCAGGAAUCUCUACAGCGGGUGGUAAAGACAGCCCAGCGCAUCAUUGGGGCUCCACUCUCUGCCCUCGAGAACAUCCAGAGCCAGCGCACUCUGCAGCGGGCUCAAAGCUCUUCAACAUGGUGUGAUGAUGGAGGUAUCUACCAGUUCCGAGUUCCAGAGUCCUUCAAACACGGUGCGGCGGUGGGACGGGUCCGCGCCACAGACCGCGACAUUGGGCCGAAUGCUGAGAUGUUCUUCACUAUCGUCAGCGGAGAUGGGAUGGACGUGUUCCAGAUCUCCACCGACAAACUGAGCCAAGAGGGCGUGGUCACCGUCAACAAGCCUCUGGACUUUGAGCGUAAGCAGUCCUACACGGUGGAGGUUCAGGUGCAGAACACGCAGGUGGACCCGCGCUUCACGUCCGCCGGCUCCCGCGACGUGGCCACGGUGCGCAUCAGCGUGGAGGAUGUAGACGAGCCCCCUCACUUCGAUAAGACCUGGUACCAGCUGGAGGUCAAGGAGGACGCGGGGGUGGGGGCCGCGGUGGGGGCCGUGAGCGCGGUGGACCCGGAUGGAGCUCGCAGCCCGGUCAAGUAUGCCAUUGACCGCCGCACAGACCUGGACCGGAUCUUCAACGUGCACCCAGGGAACGGCUCCAUCUUCCUCCUGCGCCCCAUCGACCGAGAGGACCGGGCCUGGCAUAACAUCUCUGUGAUCGCAUCAGAGCUCAGUGAGUAA